Molecule: messenger RNA, 4479 nt
Organism: Haplochromis burtoni (Burton's mouthbrooder)
Lineage: Eukaryota; Metazoa; Chordata; Actinopteri; Cichliformes; Cichlidae
Gene: tpcn3
Product: two pore segment channel 3
Exons: 19
Coding region: 297-2615 (772 amino acids)
Biological process (GO): transmembrane transport; monoatomic ion transport
Cellular component (GO): membrane
Molecular function (GO): monoatomic ion channel activity
Source: RefSeq, a predicted model, not a curated record
UUGGAGCAAGACUUGAAGCGGCUCUGACCAGAUAUCAGUAGGCUGAGAUAGAUGGCAAGCGGUUGUCAUUUUUAUGCCACUGGAAAGAAAUCCUCUGAUGCGAAUCUCGUGGAUGACGCUUGAUGUGACGUUUACAUCAAAAAGUGCGACUUAAACUAAGUUUGGAUAUAUGUUUUUCUUUUUUUCACCACUUAGAAACGCCGAGGAGCUGGUAGUGAAAGUUUGGAGACAUUUCGAGAGUCAUUAAAAAGUUAGAAGAAACAUUUUGGGACGUUUUGUGUCGGUCGUGUUGAGAGAUGUCUGAAUCAGAGAAGAAUGAAAACAUUCCCGAAGCGUCUGCAAGAAAAGGAAAUUCAGACACAGGGAAUACAGCAAAAAGCGAAGAGGAUUUUAACUUGGCUGCCAUCUAUGUGUCAGAUGCCCAGUACAACAGAAAUGUCUACUUUGACACAUCACCUCAGGCUGUCAGACUGUAUAUGCUCUAUAAUCAUUGGGCCCUAAAGGUACUCCUCUACUUCUUCAUGCUGGUCAAUCUGUCUCUUGCCAUCUUCGAGGAUCCAGCUGUAUACCCUCUGCCUAUAUGGGCCACCAUGCUGGUGGAGAUACUCUGUCUGCUCAUCUUCACCAUUCGAGUCAUUCACUAUGCCAAGGUGAUUCUCCGUGACAAGUUCUGGAAAGAUCCCAAAAAUAUCUGCAUCAUUGUCAUCCUCACGCUCACUUUGGUUGAUAUGAUCAUUUAUGGAGCAUUGAAAGCUGCAAAUUAUUAUGGUGUUCGCUGGUCCAGAGUCCUGCGGCCGCUUCUACUGGUCAACGUCACAGAGGGACGGCAGCUCCGCAGAGCAUUCAGGAGCAUCCGUAAUGCUCUGCCUCAGAUUUUCUACGUCUUCCUGCUCUUCAUGUUCAGUAUCCUCAUCUUCGCCCUCAUGGCGCUGAAGUUGCUGGGCAAACGAGGUUUGACGAACAUAAAUGGAACACCAUAUUUCACCAGCUACCUGGAAAUCAUGUUUGACUUGUACGUCCUCGUCACCACGGCCAAUAGCCCUGACGUCAUGAUGCCAGCAUACAACUCCAACUUCUUCUUCGCAGUCUUCUUCAUUGUGUACAUCCUUAUCAACACUUACAUCUUCAUGUCCGUCUUCCUGGCUGUCGUAUACAACAACUAUAAAAAAUACUUGAAGGAAGAGGUACGGCAGCUAGUGAGAGCUAAGAGGCACAAGAUGGUGCGAGCAUUUGGUGUUCUACAGGAGCAAAGGGAGGAGGGCGGCGAGCCAGUGGUGACCCAGGCCAGCUGGAACCAACUGGUCCGACUGGUCCAACCCAACCUUAGUAAUGCUCACAGAGAGCUGCUAUGGAGCGUCUCUGAUGACAAGAACCAAGGGGCCAUUGGUAAGGUGGCAUUUGUCCAGCUUGCUGACCUCUUGAAUAUUGAAAUAAUAACAAUUAAGUCAAGACCUCAUCCACUUCAAAGUUUGUGCCCUUCCCUCUACCAGUCAGCCCCCAGCAAACUCCUAUGCCAGCUGGUCCAACACCGGGCCUUUGUUAUGGUAUAUGACCUGAUCAUACUGGUGAAUGCUGUUUUCAUCGGUCUUGAUGAGGAGAAUCCAAUGAUUGCAAAUUCAGAGUGGGUUUUUCUGGCUCUGUAUAUUCUGGAGAUUCUGCUGAAGCUGUAUGUGUUUGAGCCCAGAGUGUUCUUCUCCAAACACAGUUUUUGGAACUGGUUUGACACAAUCAUUGUCAUCUCUGCUCUUGUUGCCACCAUCGUAAACUCUGUGAUGAAGUCAUCGAGUCAUUUCUCCAGCCGACAAAUCUUGGACAUUGUUUUCAUUCUACGAGUCCUCAGACUGAUACGGGUGGUGGACAGCAUCAAAAGGUUUCGUACAAUCAUCAACACCCUGAUCAGGAUUGGACCAGCAAUCCUCACAUUUGGACAGCUUAUCAUUGUGGUGUACUACAUUUUUGCCAUGGUGGGGAUGGAGCUCUUUAAAGGGAAGGUGACGUUUUAUGAACAGAGCUCCACCGAUCCAGCAAAGGCAUAUUGUGGUAAUCCUCUGCUGAAUGGAACAGACUUUGCAAAGCUCAACUAUUGCAAGAAUAACUUCAACGAUGUGGUCUCCUCCUUCAUCCUGCUGGUUGAGCUUACCGUGGUCAACCAAUGGCAUGUUCUCAGCAGCGGCUUUGCCACCGUCACCCACAUUUCGGCCAGGAUCUUUUUUGUCCUCUUCCACGUCAUAGUCGUCAUCGUCAUUCUCAAUAUCUUCGUGGCGUUUGUCCUUGAGGCGUUCUUUGUGGAGUACUCUGUGGAUAAAAGUGACUUGCAGACAUCUUUGGAGAGGAAGAUUGAAGAACUGGAGCUUGCUGUGGCACAGGAGAUGAUGGAGGACAACUUGGUGAACGCCAUGGAAACUAUUGACAAUGACCUGGGAGGCAGCCAGUCAGCAAAACCAAACUUACCGUCCCUGAUGUUUAAAAUUGCUUCAAAAAGAUAUCGAACAGUGGACGCCUUGUUACAGCGGAUAUUUGAGGCUGAUCUGGACCCUGAAGAUUUUGCUGAGAAUGACGAUCCUGAAGCUACGGGCAACGAGAAUUUUGCAAAUCCCUUAUUCAGCCAUGCAUAGGCAUUUGUAAACAUGUAUGAAUGGAUACAAACUGUAGUCAUUUUACACUUUCAGAAAUGUUGAAAUCUGAUGUUUAUCCAGUGCAGUGUGUCAACAAUAUGAUUGGGUGCUAAUCAGUCUUAUCUAGUGUUAAAUGUUCAUAUUUCUGUCCUGUAUCUUUGUGUAAAAAUGCAAGAAAACCAGAAUUUUCACAUAAAGAAUUCUUGCACAGAAGCCUGAUUUGUUCAAAAAUGCUUUUAGACCUUUGUUUUUUGUUUUGUUUUGUUUUUUAAAAGUCUUAAUUGAAGCUAUAUAUUCUAUAUAUAUAUAUUUUAUAUAUUUUCAGUUUAAAAAAAAAGUCACUAGGCUUACAAUACAAGCAUAAUGCGAAGUAUGUGUGACGAAUCACACUUUUCUGUUUGCCAAAUUGAUAUACAGGUCUGGGUUUUCCAUUGCCAGGAGACUUGUCUGACUACAUUUGUACCAAGUGUAAAGAAGGAGGGGAGAUAAUUUAUUUGUUUUUGUUUUUGUUGUUACUGUUGUCUGGGUUUUUUUGUUUUGUUUUUUUUUUUGGAGGGGGGGUGGGGGGGACCCCAUAGUUUCAGUGAAAGGAGCUCUUAAUAUUUCAGCAUACCAAAACAUUUUCCAAAAAUUUCCUGCUCGCAACUUUGUGGGCGGGAAUAGGGGGAUGGUUCCUUCCUGUUUCAACAUUUCAACAUGAUUGUGCAGCAGUGCACAGGACUAGGUCCAUGGAGACAUGGCUGAGUGAAGCUGGUGUGUAAGAACUUGACUGAACCGCACAGCUUUCUGACCUCAACCAAAAGAACACCUUUGCCAUGUUUACACUGGAGACUGUGAGCCAGGCCUUCUCGUCCAGCAUCAGUGUCUGACCUCACAAAGGUGCUUUUGGAAGACUGGCCAAAGAUUUCCAUAAACACACUCCCAAACCUUAUGGGAAGCCUUCCCCUAAGCUGCAAAGGAUUGGAAGACAUCAUAUUAAACCCUGUGGAUAAAGAGUACGAUGUCACUCAAUGAUUAUAUGUGUGUGAAAACAGACAACAGAUGGCAAUAUGUAAAAUUGGCAAAUGAGGCCUCUGUUAAUCCCUGGAAUAUGCUGGAAAAUAUGUUGAUGCCCCUUGAAAAGUAGAAAGAAUGACUUCAUCAUCAUUCUUUCUUACUGUAAUAUGUUCUUAUGUGUAUAUGUACUCUGACCUACCCAGAUAAACAUUUCACGAACAGUCACACAUACGAUAAUUAACAUCUGCAUUAAAAAAAAAAGAUUGGAUUUUUUUGAGUGUGUGUGUGUGAGAGAGAGAGAGAGAGUGAGUAUAUAUAUCAUGUUCAUCAUCCCCCUGCAAAUGUAAAGUUACUGUAUGUGUUGUUCUCUAUUUGCGUUAACAAAUUUGUAACCACCACAGAAUACACACAUUCACAACUAAGUGCGUAAUGAGGUAUUUGAAAAAGUGCUCUGCCCGCAAGGCUAAUUAAUAAGAACCAUAGUUAGUGUCAACCAGAACUAUUUUCUUUUGCUGCCUAAUGUAUAAUUCCUUAUUGCUGCAAAGAAAAAGGAAAGAGUCUAUUUCCAAAGUAGGAGAUGACCAUUAGCGAUAUGGUUAGCCUGCCAAACCUAACGUGUUAAGUUGUUGUGAUGUCUUGCAAUGGAUGACAGGUUGGUGAUUGUUUCAUCUGUCCUCAAGCCCAACAUUCACAUCAAAACAAAUCAGGGAGUCAUAGUUUAUUUAUUAGCUAGAAAUAUGUUCACUUUGUAGCUCAGUCCUGUGAAAAAGAGUUUUUGCUGUGCUUUAUGCAGUUCUGUGAAAAAAUAAGUACAACCUUACUGCUUCCAUAAGAAUUAAGAGGGUUAGGUGCCAGCCACGUCCUGUAA